Molecule: messenger RNA, 14041 nt
Organism: Xyrichtys novacula (pearly razorfish)
Lineage: Eukaryota; Metazoa; Chordata; Actinopteri; Labriformes; Labridae
Source: the annotation of a GenBank genome assembly
GGGAAAGUGGGCCGGGCUGCACACCCCCUCAGGCUUUAUAAAAAUUCCCUCAUACAUCCGCCUUGCGCCGCACAUUAUAAACAAAGCAACGUUUCUGUCACUGCAACAAAUAGUGCUGUUUGAAAAGAAAGGAGAGAAAGUUUGUGGACCUUUUUCUGUGGAGUUUUCAACUUUGGACAAUCAGAAAUAAAACCAAAAGGUAGGUUUCUGUUUUGAAAUACUUUGUUUUCUAAAAAGCCUGGCGCGUCCUUGACAGUUGAUAGUUUUCCUGCAUGUCUGAACAUGUUGCUUUUCCUGUUUGACGGUGAAUCGCCUCAAAAUUAUAGUCUCACUUAAAGUGACUGUUUUUGUUAAAAUCCUAGUUUUUUUUGGACCUAUAAACACAAAAAACAACCCAGCUCACACAGCAAAACACGGCACUUUAAAUUGGAUAAUGCUUUUUCUUACUUUUUGGCAUAAAACUGUGUUAUUGUAUGUGUAAAUGCUGUUCUUUCCAGAUUUUAUUAAUUUAUUUUCUUCAAGUCUGAGGAGAAGCAUAUAAACAGGUGGGCGAACCUGAUCUUAGGUCAACAUGCUUUUCACACGUGACACAGACUGGAGGCACACAGGCACAAAAACACUGAAGCAGCAGGUAUUUGUGGAAAAAGCGGUGCAAAUUUUAAGUAAAUAUUCUUCUUUUUAAUUCUUUAGAACCUUGCUGCAAAAAAUGUGUAAAAUUUCUGUCAAAUAGCAAACAAAUAUAGAAAAUGUAGACACAAAUUGGAGUCAAUAAGCUCUGCUUUUUUACACUCUAUCAAGCUAAAACUACCUUUCCCUUUUUUGAUGUGUUGAUUGUUUAUGAGUUAAUGUUAAUGUUUAUGAUUUUAAUUUAGUCAUAAACAAGGAUCAGUCACGCAAGAAAAAGGAACAGCUGCUUGAACUGGAGAUGUUUUUGUAAGCGUGAUCCCCCCUAAAAAAGCACCCUGAUCCCCUCACCCUCCACUUUACUGUAGAACCCACGUUUUGAUAUCUUUUACAAUCUGAAAAUGUAGGUCUGUGUCAGCUUAGUCUAACAGGCCUGCUGCUGCUACUGCUGCUGCUGCUGCUCUGCUGAUAUUUCAGAACCAGGGAUUUGACAGAUUAAGUGAGUUCCCAAAGAUUAGGGAAGCAAUCAUUGUUCCUGCAGAUGGACGCCCAUGGAUUUAAAACUAUAUGGAGGCAAUGCAGGAAAGAUGUCCUGGCCUUGAUUCUCCCGAAAAAUUCAGACUGGCUGCUUAAAUCCAAUCGGUCCAUAUGUUUCUCUGUCUCGCUCUCUCAGGGCGCGGGGGAAGAGUUUGAGCUCAGGCUGUUUUGUAACUUAGAUGUUCUGGCUUAAAACUGUGUGGUGUCUCUGGAUUUAUUCUGGAAAAACAUGUGGGUCUGAGAGUUGAUGUUGUUUUCCAUCUAAAGCUGGGACCAAAUUAUGGGGCUGUGGAGUGGGAACAGCGAAACCUGGUUUCUAGGGAACUGCAUGUAAAACUUAUCAAGAAAAUCUUGAUUUUGUCAAAGUUCUGGGGAAUAAGGGAUGACAGGAAUAUGUUGUUAGAGUUGUGUAGAUUAUCACACUACUUUUGAGCCAGAAAAUGCUGAUUUACAACUAUUUUUUGUUUCAGAAACAGUUGAACCCUCAUGGCCAGUAUCCUACCUGAAGUACUUAUGUGAUAACAGGACAAAAUUUGCAGAUCACCCUUGCCUGUAUCCUCCCUCUGUUUCCUGUUCUGGAUUGCAUAAUGUAUUUUCACUUCUGCCAGCCCCAAAAGCCCUCUGAGUGAAUAGUUUAUUUUCUUCCCCUUAGCGUGACACUCUCUUAAAAACAUACGCGCGCACACACACACACACUGGGACAUGAGUUUCAAUAGGGAAUAAGCAUGUAGGAACUGGUUUGACAUAGUUAAAGACAACACACGACUGUUGCCAAUGACGCCCAGCCGGUCUGGAGUUGAGCCAAUUCAAAGAAAGCCCCCCUGCUGCAGCAGCAGCAACAGAAAAUCCCUGUGAGAAAAAGAAACACCAUCUUACUUUUUAGUUUUUUUAUUGUGCUUUCCAAGUUAAAUCAUUUUUCAGAAGCAUGUGUGUUGCUGUUUUCCAUGCAGAUCAUCUGAUUUGACUCACAGAGGUCUUCAUCUUUGGAAAGAAUGUGACAAAUCGUUGCAUAACACACGCCGGGAGGACAGCUCUCAUAUCUACUAGCUUCAGAUCAGGAUCCUGUGGGGUUAAACUAACACCCCCCCCUCUGUCUGCUCUUUGGACAGGUGAAACAUUAGCCCAGCAUGGUGACCAGUCAGAGGCGCAAGGCUAGAGUAAACAGCAGGUGACCUAGUUGUAUCUGCCAGGCGCUCCCACUCCGUUGCUCUGCUGCCAGCAUGCUAACAGGCUGACAGGUGGCCGCAAGAACAGAGGAAGUCUGCAGGCUUGUUUCUGCGCUAAUAAGCAACCGUGUUUGCAAAUAGACUUGACAAAUACUCUUAAAGGAUCCCCACCACCAUGUUGAUCCCUGAGCUCUCUCUCUCUCUCCUAAUCUUUCUACUUUUUUGAUCAUGAUGUGAACUCCUCUGUCAUUUCUCUGGAAUCUCGCCGGGGGCUGACUUCUCACCCUCCCUGACAAAGCCCCUGCAGUGUGGUGGCGGCCAUGUUUUUGGAGGCCUCAGCAGAAAAAUGAACCUGUUGUUUGAUACUCCUCUUCCUCUGUCCUAUUGUGAGAUCCGGCUUGCUCCAGUCAGCUCCCUGCUCUCGAAGUCAGGGGAACAUGUGUCUGUGUGUGUCUGUUUGUGUCUGUUUGUGUGUGUCUCAUGGGCGAGUUUAAAAUGCAGUGAAUCACUUCCUUCUUGCAAGACCACCGUGAUGUGAUGAGGUUUUCGUAUUAAGACAAAGAAAGCACGGGACAGAUGGAAAAAGUCUGGAAGGAGCGAACAUAGGGACUGCAACCAAGUAGAAACCAAGACAAACUGAGAAAAGAGACAGAACAGAGAGAGUGAGAAAGCAAGCAAAGGCAUGAAAAGAGGCUGGGAUGUAUCGAUGGGAAACAGGGUGUCCGUUGCUUCCUGUGUCUGGGUCAGUGAAGGCCAGCUCUCAGGGGCCACUGGUGCCAGUGGACAAAGAGCCCUCUAAACUGGCUGAUUUCAUUUGCAUGCAGAGUCGCGGCCUCAAAGCCCGCAUCAUGAUCCCUUCUCUUUUCAGCGCGCUCUCCCUCUCUCUGUUUGUUUUUGCCCCUCUUUAUUGUGUUCUUCUGCUGAUGAAAUAAACAUAUAGUCUGAAUUAUCGGCAGGGAGGGGCUGCUUUAAGUUUCAGUGAUAGUCUCAGGGAGUUCAUGAGACUUUCUUUCUUGUGGGAGGUUCAGGCGCGGCUCCAUUAUGUGGUCGCAUGUCGGAGCAGAUCACAGCGCCAGCCUCUGCAUGUACUGUUGUUGGGUGUGUGUGUACAAAAAGUGUGUUGGAGUCUGUUGCUCAGGUCCCCUGUUAUUGCCUUUGUGUUGAUAAGAAACACGCCCACCUCGGGUUCAAACAGUCUGUCAUUUUAUUAUCCAACCUGAGCCACACCUCUUCUGAUCAUAGCUCUCCUAGACGAGCACACCUAAGAAUUUUCUGGAGUGUAAUCCAGAGUAUCUCUUUCUCCAGAUCGCCGCCUGACUAACUUUUCUGUCCUCUCCGACUUCCAGGCUCUUCUACAGCUCUUCGAAAUGGAUGACAUCCAAGUUGUUGAGUCCAAACCCCUGCUGGUCGACAAGGAGCUGCCGGUAUGUUUGCUGAUCUUGGCCAAAUCAAAUAGUGUUUUAAAAGAGAUGUGUUUUGACAUGCUUGAGUUUUGUAAUACUCCGAUUAAUAUGAUUCAUAACUGACAAGCUGCUUGUGUGGUUUCAAAGUGCGUUCGCAGCUCAGCUGUACUUCUGCAUUCAGGAUUCUGUAACAUCAAAAUGAACCUCAACACAUGCGCUGUUAUCGUUAUUAGAUUAGAUAUAAAACUCACGCAAUCAAUUCCAGAUAAAUCGGACACUUUUCUUUUGUUCUUCCCAAAAUUGUUCAACACGAUUUGGACUCACCGAACUGAGCUGACCUGAAUAGGUUUAUAAUGUCUGACCUUUGUCUCAAAGGCCCCACCCAGUAACACAGAAAAUCAGGGGUUAUAAAAAUGGCAGACACAUUCACAAAGAAGAUAACAUCACCAGGAUAUUUGAUUAUAGCAUGUUGCACUAUAAUUGCAUUAGGUUAAUACUGUCUGUUUUUUCCUUGUAGGGCCUGAGAGAGGCUGUGCAGCAGCUGGUUGUCAAGGUACGUUCACAGACACAACAAUCCCUUCAAUCCCAGCUGAAAACUUCUUCUUUUUAACCCCAUUUUUUUAUUACUUGGUACCAUCUAGUGGUUAAUGUGGAGAUAUAACUGACUCACAUUUAGGCGUUGGCCUUCAUCCGCUGUGAUUUUAUGAAGGCUGAACUUAAACCUGGCCUCCUCUGGUUUAGUCUGCCUAUGAAAAGGGUGGCACACCUCUAUCAGGGUUUGUUAUAUAACAUAAGAGCAGAUGGAUCAGAGCUCUUUGAAUCCCUCACAAACUAACAUAAACAUACACAUGGUGGUUGGUAUGAGGGUGCUGUUUAGCCUGGGGGUCAGUCAGCACCUUGGACAGCUCUUCCACUCUUAAAGCCCAGUUCUUGCAGGUAGAUGCUGGGCUCUGUGGUUGUUGUAAUCCAGUAUUCUUUUAGUCCAUUAGAAGUAGAUAACACUCUAUUUUUUAGAGAUAGAAUAUUUAAAACUCUGGAAUUUCCUUGGGUUGUCUAAUCCAACAUGAGGGAAGAAGACCCCCAUGGUGCUUUGUAGUUACAGUUCUGAUUCAAGCUGAAGUUUUCCUUCUUGUUGAAUUGAAAGGGGCAAACUAGUUGAACUAAAGUGAACACUGUGUUAAGUAGACAAGCAGCCUACCAGCACGUCCAAACCUCAAACCUGCACAAACUCACUAAAGAGGUUCAUUUUCUGUUCUAAAAGAAAGAUUAAGAUUAGGUCUAAAGUUGUCUUGAAAGUACUGCGUCAGUAUGUGGAGCUUUUUCCUCCUCCUUGCCAAAGAGUGUACUGACCCUUUUUUAGGUGUGUAACAUCUGAUCUGACCUUUCAGCUGACUCAGUUCCAUCAACGAGCUAAUACUGCCUUUAAAACUCUGCCAAGUGAGGUGACCUGAAGGAUGUAGGAUAAGUGUCUGACUUUUCAUUGGCACUUCAGAGGAUUAGUCGAAGAACACUCUCCUCUCCUUUUGCUUUUCUUACAUAUAUAAACAUAUAAAAACAUAUACAGGGUAUUUUAAAAAACGGACAUGGAAUUACACACCCACACUUAUCUCAUUGCAGGAUUAUCUAGGCUUUUUUCCCCCACAUGGUUGUUGUUGUGUGUCUGGUGAAUACGCAGAAUGGGUGGAGCGAGGGGGAAUCCUUGGUUGUUUACGUGUCUGUUACGUCCAAUUGGAUGUUCCUGGAGAUCCCAGAGUAGAACUGAAGCAGCUAGAACUGGUUUGAAAAUGACCUAACAGGUACAGGUCAGCAUGGGAAAGGUUUUUAUUUUUGUUUAGACACCGCUCAAACAGUCUAUUUUAGAGCGUUAGUGGAAAAUAAGACGAGAAGUGUUUUUUUUUUAAAAUAAAAUAAAAUUGGUGUUACACAUAAAAUAUAAAUUUCAGUAAGUAGAAAACUUUGGUGAUCUGAGGUUCUGUUUUAACUUUCUAUCUCCUUUUUAACAAUAUUUCAAAUAAAUCCGUCUGUGACCAGCUGUUUAUUGUUUUAUUUAUAGGAAACUGGAAUUUUUUAAAGUUUUCUUUUGGGGAUUUUGGCUUUUUUUUUUUGUAGGACAUGUAAAGAAAGGCAGGAAAUAUUGGGAGUAGAGAGUAAGGGCAAAACACGCAGUAAAUAGUUAUGGCUGGCGACCAUAGCAUCUGUACAUGGGGCGCGUGUUUGAGGGAACAGAAUUUGGUUUAUACUUCAAUUUUGGAUCAAAACUGAAACCCUUCAUUUGAAAAUUCCUCCAUAUUUAUAUUUCUGUCUCUGCAGCCCAUUCAUGCAGCAUGCCCCCCACUGGUAACACUCCCAUUCUUUCUAAUGUAAACUUCACAGCAGCCAAUGGCCUUCUGUCUGACUUUGGCUGAUCCAAUUUAGAGAUCUCUCCAGCCAGAGUUAGCUUGUUUUGACCAGCCUGCAAGGCACCAUGGGAGGCCAGAGGCUUAAGCCAGCUGGUAAGCAGUGGGGGGGUAUAAAACCGAGCUCUCAGCGCAAGGCUAAACAAUUUCAGCGGCUUACCAACAUUUGGAUUUAUAGCUCAGGGAGAAAGACUUGUUCAGAAGCGAGCAGCAUUGGACUCGUCUCCUGCAAACAUGGUUCUGGAAGAUUCUGAUGUGGAGAUGAUUGUUGCUGAGAUUGAAGUCAGCGUGAGUACACUUGAGGGCUUUACUGACGUGUUUGUGAUGAGAAUUUUACUGCAGGUUUGUUGGUGCAGGUGUGAGAUUGUUAUAUAUUUGUGAUGCGCUGUUUUGUUGCUCAUGGAAGGAAGUUUACAGAUGUCAGACACUGGAAAAGCCUGAAGGUGCUUGAGGCUGUUUCGUAAUUUUAAUGGAAAAAUUAGAUAGAAAAACUCUGAAUUCUUACAGCGUUAAGAGGAUUUCUGUUAUUAGAUUUGGCAACAGGAAAACUUUUGUUUUUUUUUAAGCCAAAGCAUUUCAAUUGUGCUGGUAGAAACUGUAUUCAGGUCUGAGGAAUAAGUCCACUGUGCAGGGGAGCACCAUUUUCUCUUCUUUUUAAUUUUUAAUCUGGUAAAAAAAAAAUUAUCCUGGCAUUUUGGGUUAAAUUUGGUCUCUCUUUGCCUCCACAGGAGCAUGAUGUGGAGACUCCUUAUGGAAGGGUUCGUUGUACGAUGAAGGGGGUUCCCAAGGGUGACAGACCAGUGAUCCUCACCUACCAUGACAUUGGACUGAACCGUAAGCUUCCCUCCUAAUUCAGGUCAACACAGGUUAAAAAACAUCUGCUGUUAUAGCCAAGGGUCUACGUGUUUUAAUCCCUACACAUUAGCUUCCCAAGAAGUUGUUUAAACUCAAACUAAGCCUAUUGGAGGGCAGCAGAUGACCGAUAUAAUUGGCCUGAUAACGGUUGGCAGUGAGUUUGAAUGUAACCUGAACAAGGCCAUUUAAUGAUUUUGUUAUUUUGUCUGUACACUGCUUGGCCGAGUUGUAAUAUACCUCUGUUGUUGCUCAGAGAAAAAGAUUUAGGAUGGUUAAUUAGGAGGAAAAAAAAGUGCAUUAAUAUCUCGUUUGAAUCUUCCGUUUCACAGAUCUUACAUGUCUGAGUGUAAAUGUCUGGCCCGUUAGCAUGCCAGAGUUUUUAAAUAGACCUGCUGUACCGUCUUUAAACUCCUCUUAGCUUCCUGACACAUUUUAAUAAUGGUAUUAAAUCUUCCGAGAGGAUGACCCACUGCACCUACAAAAACAAACUCGGCAUGGCUCACAUUCGGGUUAUUUUAGGUCGUUCUUGCGUAUCUGCCAAGAAUCACUCAUCCACCUCCACCUUCUUUUUUUUCCAGACAAAACCUGCUGGAACACGCUCUUCAGCCAUGAAGACAUGUCCGAGAUCAUGCAGCACUUUGCCGUGUGUCACGUCGACGCCCCCGGGCAGCAUGAGGGAGCUAACACCUUUUCCACUGGGUGAGCCAAACACAAACACAUAUAGAGGCACUUGGAUGUAUGUCAAGCCGUCUGUGACCUUUGGCUGGGCAGAUAGAUCACGGAUGUUCUUAGGUUGACCUAAUUUGUUGAGUGUACUGCAGGUAAAGGUCUUUAUCUUCUUUGACUUAAUCUGUGUACUUGAUGGCUGAACUUUGCCUCCUGUUAAUGCUACCUGAACAGAACAUGAUGUGGAGGCAGAUAGAGAUAUAUAUUAGAGUAAUAAAAAUGAUGAUUAGAUAGGGCAGUAGGGCAGUAGUUGUUAAAUUGAGUCGUAACAAUGUGUGUUUUGUUUCCUAGAUACGAAUACCCAUCUAUGGACCAGGUCGCUGAGACCCUCCCUCAUGUGUUGAAGCACUUUGGGUAAGCUGAGCUGCAGUUUCACACUGACUUUCAACAUUUUUAAAUCAAGAUCUCUUCUAACCUGUUGUUCUAACAGUUUCCAUGUCUGUCUGCCCACAGGCUGAAGAGUGUUAUUGGCAUGGGCAUUGGAGCAGGGGCCUACAUUCUGACCAGAUUUGCUGUAAGUCUCCCUCCUGCCCCACUCUCUCUCUCUCUCUCUCUCACUCGGGCUUAAUAAUUAUAACUUUUAAUCAUUUAAGGAUUAACAGAAGUGUUUCUUCUUAUUGCUGUUUUUGGCAAAAAAGUGCAGCUUAUUGCUCGAGCCUGCUGAGCCAUAAAAGUCUCAGGAAUGUUCCAGAUCAGUUCAACACUAACACUGUGCUCAGCGGGCAGUCUCACUGUGUUGACACAAGGCUGACAGAGAUGCAGCAUUUAACUAUUUGCAGCAGCUCAAAAACAAAUUUAAAUGCACUUCAUGAAGAAGAAAUGUGUCAUAUUUAAAACCUGUCCUGGCCCAGAUUUGCAAAAAUAACAGGAAAUUACAGAAUAUGCUUUUAAAGAAGAAUGAAUACAAACUAAAACAGUUGCUUCUAUUAAUUAUUUGCAAGCGAUGUGUGUAAAUAUUUCAUCUUUUGUGUGUCUCAGCUGGAUUACCCGAACAUGGUUGAGGGACUGUUGCUUAUCAACAUCAACCCAUGUGCUGAGGGAUGGAUGGACUGGGCUGCGCACAAGGUAACGCACGCUAAUAAGUCAAACAUCUGCACAGUUUUGCAGAAGUUCCCUUUAAAUGUUUCUUCUCUAGAAGCUAGCAAAGGAUAAAUAUGCAAAUUAAGUUUUUGUAUUUUAUUUUAGAUCCACGGGUGGACCCAUGCUGAACCUGACGUGAUCAUCUCCCACCUUUUUGGAAAGGUACAUACUCAGAUUAUUCUCUCUUCUCCUCACACUGGAACUCGAAAUGUUUCCCCGCAGCUAUAUGAGGAAUUUAUUCUUCGGUGAGUUGUACUGAUUUUCAUCUGGUCCCUACAGGAGGAAAUCCACCACAACCAGGACCUGGUGGGAACAUACCGCCACCACAUCGUCAAUGACAUGAACCAGUUUAACCUGCACCUCUUUGUUAAGUCUUAUGAAAGGUAAGAGAGAGAGAGUAGGGGGGAUUUGUAGCGAGGCUCUCUAGGAUUUAGAUUCACUGAGUAUAGUGUAACCUGGCUGUUAAAUCUAAACUAUUUAAUCGACAAAAAUCUGGACAUUGUUAAACUUUUCUGUCUCUUUCUUCAGCCGGAGGGAUCUGGAGGUUGAGAGGCCGGUCCCUGGAAGCAACGUCAGAACCCUGAAGUAAGUUGUCAGCGAGCAACAAACACCAAAUGCUGAAUAUUACAUUUUACAAGUGAAUAUUUAGCCCAGGCCACUCUGUAACUCAACAUUUCUCUAAUCCAGGUGCCCAUCUCUGCUGGUGGUUGGCGACAGCUCUCCUGCAGUGGAUGCUGUGGUGAGUUCAGCUGGCUUUGAUGCUAACGAUUAGACUCCCCACCGUGGUUAAACAUGGGUGAAAUGUGUUUUCCAUUUACGUCAGUCAAUCAUUUAAGCCCGAAAGAUAUGCAAGAUUAAACCCUGAGGCGAGAACAAAGUUGGGAACAGAAAUCAAGUGACGCAGAGACGUUUUGAUCUUUUAGAUCAGAGAGGCGCCACAAAUCCCUCAGAAAAUCCAAACUGAGUAAUGUUUUUGACUCUUUUUCUUUUUACAUAUACUUGUAAAUGCAAAGUUAUGCUCUCAAUAAGCUUUCAAAAUAUCUUCACUUGUUGUAUUGCCUCCAUUUUUUUCCACUAAUGUCUUUUUUGGUGUGAAUAUAAGAAUGUAACUCAUGUUCUUCAUCAAUAUUGAUAAGAAAAAGAGAAUAAAUACAACAAACCUGAUAGAAAACACAGCACUUGUAACAAUCCACCUAUUGUUUUUCGUGCUCAGUUCCAGGCUAGAAAAUCUUUAAAAUUUGCAGCUUAGAUUCAUCAAGUUUACGUGACUAAGCAGCAAAAAAACAACUCAAGUCCAGAUAUCAGUUUGAGUGUCACAAUAUUUUGCUCAAUGUCGCCAUUUCUGCCCUCAGGUUGAGUGCAACACCAAGCUGGACCCAACAAAGACAACCCUGCUGAAGGUAAACGGCCUUUUUUCUCCUCCACCUCCCGCCCCACAUCCUUGUUCAGAUUAUAAUAGCCUUCACGGAAACGCAUCAGCUGAUAAGAUUCCAGUGACUCAGCAAUUACCUGGUGACUUAUUAACCAGUUGUUCUGAAAGCUGGACGCGUCCGUGCGUUCGCAUGAGGCCUCUGCAGUCUGCUGCAGCUGACCCACUUUUUUUUUGUACCUGUUGCAAAUUUAUGAUCCACAUCUGAAAACAAAUAGGUCCUGUCAGAGCUAAAAUAGGUGCCAUUUAUUGGGGUCAAAUGUUCAGGGUCUGACAGAACACGGACCAGAGUCAGCGGGGGCAACGUGUUCAAAUGGGACACGUCGAGUGUAAAUUGAGGGUGUAAUGGCGUGUGUCUACUAUUGUGUGAAUGUAAAAGUGCAAACACGCUAAAUGCUAAUAGUGCUUUUCCCCCUCCUCUCUCCAGAUGGCUGACUGUGGAGGCAUGCCCCAGGUUGACCAGGUGUGUAUAAGUGUGUGAAACUUGACAGAGGUCAUGCCAUGGAGCUCAGCAGACAGGGUUUUAUUAUCAGGCUGGAUGGCUGAAGGAGGUUGCACUUAAGAGCAUUAGCAAGUAGCAGACAUGAACCUCAGUUGUGAGGUUGUAAUCCUGCUCACAGCAGCUGUCAUAUCUCAGAGCCUGGGUGGUAAUCUGCCAGGUGACAAAUUGAGUCUGUCAGUGUUAUGUAAACAAGUGUGAUAAUUGAUGACAGGAGGACUAAUUAUCAACAAUUUUUCUGUUUUUUUCUUUCUACUCUGCAGCCUGCAAAACUGACGGAAGCUUUCAAGUACUUCAUUCAGGGCAUGGGAUACAGUAAGUACUCCAAACAUGCAGGAUAUCCAGAAAAAAAGGCAAUAUCUCAGUAAGACUGCAAAUAUGGCAUCCAGGUUUUAAAAGAUGCGUUUACUGCCAUCUUGUGGUGAGAUAAAGAACUUUGGGGUGGUGUGCUCCUCUUCCCCCUCUAGUGUUGGGUAAUAAAUGACUCCUGCGCUCACUGGGGUAUAGCUUGCACUCAGUUCAACGUCAAAUCCUGAUGUUUUUGUUCCGCAGAGGAACAGAGUGUGCGAUUACAGCUGUGGGAACGAUGAUUUUACUCAUUUUCUAGAAAUAAAAAUACGUUCAAAACUUUACGAAAGAUAAAAGCAGUUGUUUCUGUGUCACUGUGGCGCACUUUCAAAGCAGAUCCCUCAGCUCCAAGCAUAACUGUGUAACUAUUUGACGAUCAAUGAUGAAAAUCAAUAAUAAGAUCAAUCUUCUUCUUUCCUCAGUGCCCUCUGCCAGCAUGACCCGCCUGGUCCGCUCCCGCACUGCCUCCGGCUCCAGCGUCACCUCCUUUGACGGCAACCGCUCACGCUCCCACACUCAUGAGGGCAACCGCUCCCGCUCACACACCAACGAGGGCCGCAGCCGCACCCACACGGCCGACAACCAGCGCACUCGCUCCCACACGGAGGGCUCCAUGGACGGCGCGGCCAACAGCAACGUGGACCAAGCCGUUCCCAAGUCCACUGAAGUGUCCUGCUAAGUGAAACCUCAACUCUCCAGACGCCCCCGACCCCCCCAGAAAAAAACCUGUGCAGGUUCCUUCGGUUCGUGCUGCGCUGCCUCUAACUCACACUCACACACACAAAAAGUUGGCGAAGGAAACCUGGGAUGGAAGAAAUGCAGGUGGACUCUCACCUGCAGACUUUUCAUUGCAGCUGAGAUGCUCCUUUUGUCAUUUUAAGAAUCAAACAUAUCCCUGAACAGGAAAUUGCUUCUCCCUUUCACAUGAGUGUGUUGUUAGAGGCAGCGCAGCACCUGGAAACACCGAAGCAGAGAAUGUCAAAGACAGCUGUGGCUACGAGUACACCAGCUUGUACAUUAUAUCUCUCAUAAUCUCUCAUACGUAUAAAAAUCUGUUUUAAUUUCCAUUUCUGUGCUCCCUCACCCUGUUUGUAUCCAUUUUGACCACAUUGACACAGCUUUCUCGAAAUGUACCUGACUGUAAAUGACUGUUCCAUGUUGUCUCUGUAAUUUUUUUGAUCAUUUACUCUUUAUUUUCAAUGUUUGAAGUUUUGUCCUUUGUACGUAGGAGCAGAUUUGUAGACGCUGAGAGAGGAUGGAGAGGCACUUGAAAAGGCAGAAGUGGCGGUUGGCCAUGAAACUUUAAAAAUUAAGGGACAGACUUCGGAUAUAUCGUGUAUAUACAGAAAAUAACAGUGCUAAAUUCUGCCAAUGUCAUCCAAAACAACCUCAAAAAUUUCAAGUCACUCUUCGUUAAACUUUUCAAGAAUCAAAUGAUAAUUUUUUCACUUCAUUCCAAUGAGACUGUGUGCAAAUCAGAAACCAUCCUGAAACACAAAUUCAAACUCUUUAACAUCCUGUGCUUUAUUUGAAGAUCACGGCUUCAGACAAAAAAACUGUUUUUUAUAACCAUGAUUUCUAUGCAAUCAAGAACAAAGGAACAAAGACGUGCCAUGGAAAUGUUCACUCUGUAGGUGCAAUGCUCCCAUGCAGUUUGUGGGAUUAUCAGUGGGCGAUGUGAUAGCUCCACAUGUUAACAUGAGGCUAGCUGUAGUAGCUGACCUGAUACCUUCUGCUCCUGUAUCUUACUUGCACUACAGCAACAGUCUGCUUUGUAGAAGACCUAUACGGCUUUGUAAAGAUGCGAUUCACAACUGUCUAAUGCUGUAGAGAAGCAUUAAAGUGACAUAACAGUUUGUAUUUAUUAAAAAAAUGACAAUAAAAAAAACUCGUAACUGAUAAUCCAUUGUUAUGUUUUUAUUGCAUACAGAAAUGUGGUCCCAGAAUAAGGAUUGGUCUUUGGCUCUUAAGUCCUUUCUUGCCUUUUGAACAGCAAUUACACAACACAUUUUAUGACAUGAAGGAAAUAUACAAAAAGCAUGAGCUACUUGUGAGUCUGAAGCUCCUGUGAGGAAAUUUUGGAUGCAAAUGAAACUCCCCUUGAUGCCUUUUUAUGACAUAAGAAGGCAAAUGAGAGCAUCAGCAAUAAGACGAGUGAUGCCUGUAAGCGGGUAGCCGAGUAGCUUAAGAAAGACCCAGUUUGUUUUCCACUUUGAAUAUUCACAUUAAUAUGUCAAAAGGAGAGGAUGAGAAUUUUUUUUAAUCACAUGACAACAUGAGUAUAUAGCAGACAAGACAUGCAAAGACUGCUCUGUCCAUAGGGGGCGCCAAAGUCGUAACAAACCAAAAAUUCCUCACAGGAGCUUUUAAGCCAGACAUUUUUUGGCUGCUGUGUUAUUAUAUAUAUAAAAAAAGCUCCAUAAAUAAAUUAUGCCUUUGAUAUUUCACACUCAGUUCUUCAAAUACUUGUAAAUACAAAAGCACAGUUUGCUUGAUGAAUCCAUUCUUGGGAGACAUUUACAUUUUGUAUUUACAGAUUUUUCCAAUAGGAAAAAAGAUGAUAAGAAAUUCCCUUAUGCUCAGACACACAAAACACAACCAACAAACACUGCAGAGGAAGAAUAGGUAUGAGGAAGUCUGGGUGGCUCUGCAGGCACAGAGCAUGAUUGCCUUCUGUUAGUUCAUGACUUCUGAGUAACCAUAGUAACUCUCCAGCUCGGCAAAGAUGUCAUUGGGGUUUUUGCAGCUGAGGUUGCAAAAGCACGCCUGGACCCACAUCAUCUUCCAGGUGAACCCGGACCCGUUAGGACACUCAAAGUCUACGUCGAUGGUUUUGGACUUGUAGGGGAUGCAGCAGCGCUCGUCAGUGCAGACGCCGCAGUAUUUGGGCCGGUACUGCUUCUUGCUGGUGCAGCCAGAGAUGGUGAGGUUGGUGGGCUGAUCCUCCCUGUAGAUGUUCAGACAUUUCUUCCCCGGCU